This is a messenger RNA of Drosophila santomea, 4081 nucleotides long. RefSeq lists its product as uncharacterized. The record is from RefSeq and is a predicted model, not a curated record. Gene Ontology annotation, cellular component: autophagosome. The transcript has 3 exons. Gene Ontology annotation, biological process: activation of GTPase activity; regulation of autophagosome maturation. Gene Ontology annotation, molecular function: GTPase activator activity. Bases 141 to 3443 code for a protein of 1100 amino acids. Lineage: Eukaryota; Metazoa; Arthropoda; Insecta; Diptera; Drosophilidae.
CCGAUGAUUGAAAUCAAGUCGAUUGAUUUCAGUUUCCUUCUUUUGUAUUGUUUUAUUUUUGGGCAAUACUUACGAUUCUGCAAUCGCCCAGAGAUAUAAUGGAACUGAGUUAGUCGUGUCCCAGAUCAGACUCGGAAAACAUGGCUGGCAUUUGUCCCCGGGAGGCUGUUCGGGUGAAAGUGAAGAAAUGCGAACCCACUGCACGACCGGAGUGGCGGAAGUUUUCAGUGGACCCGCAGAUCACCACGCUGGAGGUUCUGUACUCCCUGCUGGCCAAGGCCUUCGACGUGAAGUCGGACUUCUCCAUUAAGUACAAGGCCUUUGAUCCGGCGGGCAACGAGAUCUAUUUGGCCGUGCGCUCCGACUGGGACCUGGAUGCCGCCUUUCUGCGGAUUCACAACAUUUCCAUUCAGACGGCCUCAGAACCUUGCCUCACCCUGCAGAUCGAUGUGAAGCCGUUUACGGUGGUCAGGGAGUGUGAGACAGAGGCCUCCCCGGGUAGAUCCACCUCGGGAGCGCCAACUCCCGCAACACCUGCACCUUUUGUACCCGCCCGCGAGUUAAUGUCACCACUGCAGUCCUUAGGAGUCUCCCAGAAAUAUGUGCAACACAUGCAGACCAAACUGGGCAGCUCCAUUCUGAAUCAGAUGGAGAAAACCUUCUCCAUAGUGCAGAAAGCGUUUAACUUGUCCGAGGAGCAUAUGGCCAACCUACCGCCACGUCCGCCCAUGUGCGACAGCGAGUUCCGACUUUUUCUGGACGCACUGGGUCAGAUUCAACGCAAGGACGAGUUGCAUAGGGUCAUCUUCCUAGGAGGCAUUGACCCGAGUUUGCGGCGCGUUGUGUGGAAACAUUUGCUUAACGUUUAUCCUGGUGGCGCUAUCGGACUGGCCCUUGAUGGACACCAGCGCAUGGAGUUCAUGCGCCGCAAGUCCGAGCAGUACUGUCGUCUGAGAGACACAUGGAAAGCCGCCGUGAAGCGAGGCAGUGUGGCUGGCGAACUGGCUUACGUAACCAGCAUGGUGAAGAAGGAUGUUCUGCGCACGGACCGACUGCAUCCAUUUUAUGCAGGCAGCGACGACAAUCAGAACAUCGCUGCGCUUUUCAAUAUCCUCACCACAUAUGCACUGAACCAUCCGUCGGUCUCGUAUUGUCAAGGCAUGUCGGACAUUGCUUCCCCGCUACUGGUUACCAUGAACGACGAGGCACAGGCCUACAUAUGCUUUUGUGCCAUAAUGGCAAGAAUGCGUGGAAACUUCAUGCUGGAUGGAAUUGCAAUGACUCAGAAAUUUGCUCACCUAACGGAGGCGCUAAGUUUUUACGAUCCGGAGUUCUGGGAGUACCUCAAAUCGCAGCAGGCGGACGACCUGCUUUUCUGUUACCGUUGGCUGCUCCUGGAGUUAAAGCGGGAAUUUCCCUUUGAGGAUGCCCUUCGCAUGCUGGAGGUGCAGUGGAGCUCACUUCGCUAUCGAUGUGAUGGGGAGAAGGAGCUGCCGCUCUUUGAAAAGGAAUUUGUACCCAUUUCUGAAGCCUCAGUGCCCAAUAGCGCCAGCACCUUUUCCAGCUCUUACAGCGCUACACCGACCAGUCCUUCCUAUCUGCUGACCAAACCGCGCGAGAGCCCCUACACAAAGGUUUGCGCUUUGCGCCGUCAGAGCUCUUCAGCCUCUUUGAGCUCACUGAGUUCUUCCGUGGGAACCAGUCAUGCAUUGGACAAUACAAAACGGCUGAAUCACAGCCUGGACGACAAUAUGUCACGUCUUGCGACAGCCGCAGCACGCCGGCACAGACGCACUUCGGCCAAGGUUCAUCAAAGUUUGGACGAGUCAAAAAUGCUGGCGCUGAUCGAGGGCGCCUUGGAUAAUAAGAAUGUCCAGUCGGAGCAGGACUUUUCCGCCGGCGAGGAAACCGAAGAUGAUGAUGUAUUUGAUAGGAAGGAGUCGCCAAGCUUUCUGGAGACAAAUCCGUUUAAGGAUGAUGCUCAGAGAGCACCAGAAAGUGAAACCACACCUCCUGUUUCACCAGGACGAGCCUUUCUGUGUAGUUCGUCUUCCUCGAAUCUGGACGAGUUCCCCAGUGACAGGAAGGCUAAGCUGCAGCACAAAAACAUUUUGACCGUGAGCAAUAUCAUCGCCAAACAACUUGCUACUAAUGCUAGUCAAGUGAGUGAAAGUAUGAAGCGAGUAAGCACCACUAGCGGUGGUCAUUUUAAGGAUCUCAAGGAAAAGCUGGCGGCAAGCAGUCGUAUCGGUAUCUCUUUUGAUGGUGAAGGGGAAGAUGAUGGAGAUCGGAAGAUACCGCCAAAGCUUGUAAAAAACUUCAAUGAAUUCCUAAAUUUUGCAACUAUUAAUAAGAAUCGUAUAUCCGAUCGAUUUGCCACUCAACCGCAACAGACAGCAGGUCCAACUUCGGUUACUAAGCCCUUGGUACAGCUAACUAAGAGUGGGAUGGGCAGUUCCCUGGACGAAUCUGAUUCAUCCUCUCUUCCGGAAACCAGUUGGAGUGCAUCCACGGCGGCCACUGCCAUUCAGCAGGCACAGGAACUGAGCAGCUACAAUCUACAGCUAGAUUUGGAGACCAAUCACCCAUGCGACCCAGACGAUUCAAUUACACCGGAUCAAGAUCAGGACCCCGACCAAGAGUACUAUCCCAUGACGACGGCCAUAACGCGUGAGCUGCGCCUAGAGGCCGAGAAUCUAGAUCGACAAGUUUUUGGGCUGCCUUUUACGGAGAGCGAGAAACGGGAUGACAUCGAGUACGAGAAACUCGACAAGGACGCCUUGGACUUAGUGGAGGAUCUCAAGGAGAACGAGAUCAUUACCUGUCCCGAUGUCAGUGAGCUACAUAUGCGACGUCGACAGCGACUGGCGGCUAAGAGUAACAGCGUUCAGCAAAACGAGUCGCAUACCUUUAAUCCAUUCAUCGACGAAAGCCAACUUUUAGAUGGACACAGUCCAUUGGGAAUGCGCAACAGCAACAGUUUGCCGGAGGUCAUUCUGCCUAUUUCCACUGAGCCUAGUCUAGUGGAGGUAUCGCCUUUGGUGGAGAUCGCUACGAAUGCAGAUGACGAGAGCGCCUAUACGCGAUCCCCCCAGCGUUCAAACCAUCUCAAUGGAGUCAGUGGAGUGAACACCACUGCGGCUGCAUUACCUCCGCCUACAGAAUUCGGUGGUGGUAAUGCAUUCCUCAUGUUUCUCUGUCUCACACUUCUACUACAGCACCGAAACACGAUCAUGAAGGCAGGCAUGGACUACAACGAGAUAGCCAUGCACUUUGAUAAAAUGGUAAGGAAACACGACGUCACUCGAGUUCUCAAUCAGGCUAGACGAAUGUUCGUGGACUACCUCAAGGCACAAAGCAGCCCACAGCGCCAGAGAUCGCCCAGCGGCCCUGUUUCCACUGGUUCCACGGGUGCGAGCCUGACUUCAUCAAUGCCGGCUUAACGGGCCUGUAAUCCUACCCGCUUCCAUGAAACCUUAGUGUUCUCACAGUUUGGCAACUGCUUAAAUACACAUUUCUUUACUGAAAUUUCACUAAUAUCUGAUGCAGAAUUUCAUCACCAUUUCAACCAAACGAGAAAACCAUUACAUUUAACAAUUUUAUCAUAAUGGCAUUAACAGAAACGUUGGAGCCAACGUAACUCCUUGCCCUCGAUGCACACACUUCAUCCUUUAAAUUUCAACAUUUAAUGAAAGUGAACUCAAAGUCGAUUGCUCAGAUUUGUCUUGAUAAAGGUGGAUGGCAGAAUGUAAACCAAAGUCUUCUUUUUUGUACGUAUACGGAUUUUGUACUUUCUUAUUUUGUAUUAAGGUUUUAUUUUUUAUUUAUUUAUAUAUUUAUCUGCACUUAUGCCAAACGAUCAAAUGCAAGCUGUUUGGCUAAAAAUUGCUUUAUUUCUCUAGUCUGCUUAUGCAUUCCAUGCUGUUGUAAAAAUUAUAUUUUAGAUUUAAAAUCGCGCCUAAAUACUAAUUUAUGAAAAUAAAUUCACGGAUCUGUAACCCAAAUAACCAUAAUCCUAUUAUCUCAAACGUUCUGUAUCUUACAAAUCUCUCAACGUACUCUGAAUACAAAAUAAUUUUGU